UGCGCACGCACCCGGUAUCGAUCGGUAAUCGACGCAACAGCUCUUGCCUUCUCGCGAUCCGUCGAAGACAACCGAAAGAACAGAAGCAAGCAAACGUAGCGUUACGCGUUCUCUCGACCAGCCGCUCGUAUCGGUGCGCGACGUCACCACGGCAGUGGUCGCCUAACCUCUCUCUCGAAUCGACGAGACAUCUCAGAACGGAGAACGACGAUCGUUCGAGUCUGACACGAACGUCGUCGCAGAGAGACCGAUCGAAGCAACAACGCGCGCGCGUACACGCAGCAUCGUUCCGAAUUCACGACGUUCGCACGACGACGGUCAUAUCCGUGCAACGAAAACGGGCGUGGACACGAACAGUUGAUUCCGGUCGAGAGACGAACAGUAACGCAACGACACGAUGUCUCCCACGUCGGCCACCGUCGGCUAAUGUCGAAGAUACGCAUCCAGACCGUGACCAGUCUAUACAGCACAUCGACACCGGUUCCGUUGCAACCCCUGAAACCGACGUCGGCCAUCGUGGUGACGGGCUACGUCCCUCCGGACGCUUCAAGAUUCUCCGUGAACCUGUGGUGCAAAACCGGCGGGAACAUCGCGUUACACCUGAACGCGCGACUGGACAGAGGUUACGUGGUCCGAAACUCGAAAUCGAGGGGACGCUGGGAAGAAGAGGAGACAUGUUCCCCGGCAGCGCAGACCGCUUUCCGACGGAACUCUUACGUACACAUUCUAAUCUUCUGUACCAGCAACGAAUAUCAGAUCGCCGUCAACGGGGAACACUUUUGCGCGUUCUCGUACAGAAUGCCUCUAGAAGAGACAACGAGUCUAGAGGUGAACGGAUCAUUGGAAGACGUCCGAUUCAAGCAGUCGACGUCGUCGGUCUAUCCCGAUCCGAAGACGCGGAGAUCGAGGGACGCGUGGAGCUUGAAAAUCGAUCGGCCGCUCGUUCAUUCCCUGGCUACCCCGAUCACGGUGGACAUCGAAGACGAAUUGAAGCCAGGAACCAGACUGUUGAUCGCCGGAAGACUGAAACUUCUUCCUCAUUCGUUCUACGUGAACCUACAAGAAGGAAAAGCGAUCUACCCGCAUCCGGUGAUCCCGUUACAUCUGAAUCCGCGUUUCUCGUACGGCAGCAGCGCGCCGUACGUAGUGAUGAACUGUUGGACGGACGGGUCUUGGGGACACGAAGAGAGGCACUCGGGACACCUGUCGUGGAUGCCAGGACGUGACUUUCUUCUGACAAUUCGAUGCGAAGAGGACGCGUACACGAUCUGGUUGGACGACAAGAUGAUCGGCGAAUUCCGGCACAGGUCACGACCGUCGAUCGUGGACACCCUGAAAAUACACGGGGACGUGGUGCUGCACGAACUGGCCACCACUCGGUCGAAGUAAACGAACGGAGAGGGGUAGUGGUCGGUGGUGACGUCCGGACGACACACGCGACACAGGACGAGCACGACGCACCACGGAGACGGGUGGGAGGCGGGUGAGACGCAACGAUCGGCGAAGCGAGCGUCGGCGAAGAAGAGACGAGCGGGACUCGGAACGAAAGCGGACGAGGCCCGUCGGUGGCGGGACAGAGAGGACACACGCAGUCGGUCGGUAGCCGAGAGGCGGCCGAUCGCCGCGUCCACGCUCGGUGGCCGGGAAGCAGGGACGACGGACGUCGGAGACGGUCUCGCCGGGGCGAGAGGAGGUCGGAAGCGCGCGAUCGUGGAAACGGUGGACAGUCGAAUAAAGAAAGUGUGGAAAGAGAAA
Ceratina calcarata is the source of this 1755-nucleotide messenger RNA. RefSeq names its product galectin-8. The record is from RefSeq and is a predicted model, not a curated record. Gene Ontology annotation, molecular function: carbohydrate binding; galactoside binding. The transcript is spliced from 7 exons. The coding region runs from base 427 to 1389 and encodes 320 amino acids. NCBI's taxonomy places the organism in Eukaryota, Metazoa, Arthropoda, Insecta, Hymenoptera, Apidae.